AUGAAUAAUUUUUCCCUAUUUGAUGAAAAUUUGUCUGAAGAUUUUCUGGAUGAAAAUGUUUCAGUCUCCAGUAUUAAUACAUCUCCGAACCUUGAAAAAAACAUGGCUGAAAGCAAGUUUAGUCUCAGAGUAAAGGCAACAAAAGUAGCAGGAGGUGAGCUCUGAUUAGACUCGCAGCCUGUUUGUAAGAAUUCACUAGUGAUAGAUAAUUCUCUUGAACAAUCAGAUAGCUAUGCUAUUCAGAAAGAGCAAAGAAAGUUGAAGCCUGUCUCAAAGUCUUCAAUUCAAACAGAGAUUAAGAGCUUACUUCAGAAAGCCAUUUUGAUAAGGAAUUUGUCAUGCUGAGAGAAGAAUAGCAGAGCAAGACUUUCUGUUGCUCAUCGUCCUACUGACAAGACUGUGACAAUGAGAGAUGUGAAAUCUGCAGAUUUGUCCUCAAAUUAA
Moneuplotes crassus is the source of this 444-nucleotide messenger RNA. Lineage: Eukaryota; Ciliophora; Spirotrichea; Euplotida; Euplotidae. The record is from the annotation of a GenBank genome assembly.